Chinchilla lanigera (long-tailed chinchilla) is the source of this 4476-nucleotide messenger RNA. It is a transcript of the gene Prss27, whose product is annotated as protease, serine 27. Gene Ontology annotation, molecular function: serine-type endopeptidase activity. The coding region runs from base 1358 to 2260 and encodes 300 amino acids. NCBI's taxonomy places the organism in Eukaryota, Metazoa, Chordata, Mammalia, Rodentia, Chinchillidae. The transcript is spliced from 6 exons. The record is from RefSeq and is a predicted model, not a curated record. Gene Ontology annotation, biological process: proteolysis.
UACACAACAAGACCCUGUCUUUGAGUUAAAAUAAGUAAACAAAUAAAUAAGUAAACAGGGAAGGAAGACAGGGACACCUGAGACAAGGGCCCAAGAGAAAUCCUUAGUCUUAGAGCAGAGCAUUUGAAACCGCCUCUGAGAUGAGGGAAAUUGAUGGUUGGGUACCUGGAGAAGUGAGGCCACCCACCCGGGCAUUCUGAAACUUUCCAGUGUAAACUAGGUCCUCUUCCCCACUAAGUGACUCCUUGUCCCCAUGAGUCUUCUGCUAACUGCUGUAUUCCCCAUACCUAGUAGUCCUGGGCACCAACCAGUAUGACCCCAGAAUAUUUGUUGAGUAAAUGAAUGAGUGUGGAGUCCUCCUGCCUGCCAUCAAGGACAGCCCAGCAUCUGUGCCACCAGGGGCUCAGGGAUGGGGGAAGAACGGGCAGACAGAAGGUGAAGACAGACCAGCACCCAGGGAGUGUGGUGAUAUAGCUUCUGGUGCAGGCAAUUGUGAAGUGCAGGGAGACCCUGGGGCUGGCAGGGUACAAGACCAGUAGGGAAACUGAGGCAGUCUCCUGUUAGGCCUACUGUUUGCCACCCCCCAUGCUGCAGUCAGUGGGAGUAGCCACCCCAACCCUAACUCCAGCUCUGACAUCAGCCCCACGCCCCAAAUACUUUCCUCCCGCCGUGGCUGCAUGUCCCAAAGCCCAGGGAGUGCCCAGGGCAGACAGGACUGCCACUGGGCUGGUCAUCAGCCACCUUCCCAGAACCAGCUUGCACCCCACCCACCCAGCCUACUGCUGGGUUCACUUCCUGGGAGGAGUGCGGUAAGGGGCAAUGGUCAGCCCAGGUCCCAAGUCUCCCUGCCCUGCUCCUCACUGUUCCCCUGACCUUGCCCUCCUAUCAGGGUGUAAGUUCUGAAUGACUCUAGAUCACGGAAGCCGUGUACACAGUCAGUUCUCAAUAAAUGUUAUGUGAACAAAUUAAUAAACGAAGCAGGCAGUGUCUCUUGGGUAGACCUGGCCAGCUCAUGUGGGGCCUGUGGUCAGCUGAGAGGUGUCUGGGCCUGCUAGGGUGUAUCUGUGGUCAGCUCAUGGUGGGGAACUCCAGGCCACAAGCCCCUGGAUGGGGCAGGAGUGUUGGGGUAAGGGGUCUGGCCUGUGGGGUUCAGGACCAGGUCAUAGAGUUGGGGUUCAGGAAGCCUCCUUCCUGCUGGAGCAGAACUGGGUGGAGCAGGCCAACAGGUCGGGUGGCAUACCCCAGCCAACACUCACCUCCAACAUAAAACGCCACUUCAUGGAGCCCAGUGCCUUACAAGGGCCAGGAGCUCCCUCCACCACCAACAACCCUGGCCCAGCUUUGCCAGCCUGAGGACAUGAGGCGAUACCUGGCCCCCACACCCCUCUUGCUGCUCCUGCUCUUCCUACUGCUGAGGCUUGGGACUCAAGCGGCCAAGGCACCAGCAGUCUGCGGGCACCGGAGGAUGCUGAACCGGAUGGUGGGCGGGCAGGAUGCCAUGGAGGGCGAAUGGCCCUGGCAAGUUAGUAUCCAGCGCAAUGGAAGCCACUCCUGUGGGGGCAGCCUCAUCACAAAAAAGUGGGUGCUCACCGCAGCGCACUGCUUCUCCAACACCUCUGACACUUCCCUGUACCGGGUGCUGCUGGGGGCACGGCAACUGCUGCAGCCAGGGGCACAUUCCAUCUAUGCCCGUGUGAAACAAGUGGAGAGCAACCCCCUGUACCAGGGCAUGGCCUCCAGUGCAGAUGUGGCCCUGGUAGAGCUGGAGACACCGGUGACCUUCACCAACUACAUCCUCCCUGUGUGCAUGCCUGACCCUUCAGUCAUUUUUGGGAAGGACAUGAACUGUUGGGUUACUGGCUGGGGCAGCCCCAGUGAGCAAGACCGCCUGCCCAACCCUCGGAUCCUGCAGAAACUUGCUGUCCCCAUCAUUGACACACCCAAGUGCAACCUACUCUACAGCACAGAUACAGAGUCCGGCUUCCAGCCCAAAGCUAUCAAGGAUGACAUGCUUUGUGCAGGCUUUGCUGAGGGCAAGAAGGACGCCUGCAAGGGUGACUCCGGGGGCCCCCUGGUGUGCUUCGUGAACCAGGCAUGGAUGCAAGCUGGUGUCAUCAGCUGGGGUGAGGGCUGUGCCCGCCGGAACCGCCCUGGUGUCUAUAUCCGGGUCACGUCACACCAUGAUUGGAUCCACCGUAUCAUCCCUGAGCUGAAGUUCCAGUCAGGCAGGAAGAGGUGGCCGCUAGUCAGACCCCUGUGACCAUCAGCACCUUAGUGGGAGUUUAGCACCAUGCCUGGCUGUCCAUGUGGCUCUGCUGGCCCUUGGGGUGCUGCUUGCUGUCCUCUAAGUCCACCCCACCGGUCCACAUGCUGCCCAUGGUGUACAUGUGUAAAUAGCUCUCUAUCUUCUAUCUCAAAUGCCCAAAUAUUUUUAUUUAUGUUUCCUUUCAAUAAAAUCAGUGCCAAACUGUCCAGGUCAAAAAUCCUUAAAGAGUAUGGGGCGGGGGGAGUUGAUACAUGGAGAAGACUCAGAGGACUUAGCUCCUGAUGGGAUAGGACACUGCAGGCACACCGCCUAGGAUGUCCCUGGGUCCCUAUAACACCUUCCCAGACUUCCUCACAGGAGACUACCCUGACGCCACUUUAUGCCUCAAGUUUUCCUACUUGAUCCUCUGCUAAGGGCUGUCCUGGCCAGCACUGUGGACAGGGACAGACACUGGCAGAAAGUUGAUCAAAGAUAGCCAGUGCCACUGCAGGAGCUAUGCCAGGAUAAGGGAAUAGGAGGGCACUCAGGAAGGGGAGGAGAGAGGUGUCCUAAGGGAACCAUGGCCUCCACCCCCUAGUCUUCCUCCAGAAUCCGCCCACCAGCCUUCUCUAAAUAAUGCCAUGUCACCCUGGGGCAUACUUCCAGGCUGUUUUCUGCCCCUCCACUCCACUGUUCAGUCUUCCUCCAGGACCAGCCCAGGCCUGUUUUCUGUUCUCCCCUUGACCCCAGGGUCCCUAUAGUCCCAUCCCUUAGCCCUGAUCUCCCCACUCAAAGUCUGAAGCUACCAGGAGGGGUAGACAUGUACACCUGUGCACAGCCACAGCCAUACCACACACUCGUGUGCACACAACGGCACUGCCUACCUCCCUAGAGCUGAGAAGCAGGCACUGUUAUAUAUGAAUCUGAUGACCACUUAGCAAGCACCUGCUCUGGUCCAGCCUGGGACAAAACAUCAGAAAUCUCCCUGGGCUCCACUUUGCCUGAGCUCAGCUGCCACUGCCUACUAGGCACUUGGUGACAUCAGUGGAUGGGCCAUAUGCUGAGUUCUUGCUCCAGACCAGGUUGGGUCUCUGGUCAGGAGGGAUUACUCAUCUGUCCUAUAAGAGGCAGGUAACCUAGCACCCAGACAACAGGGCAGGGCAGGCUGUGGGGUCCCCGAGACAGGCCCAGAUGACUGGGCACUGCUGUGGGAUGUGUGUGGAGUCCUGGCCCGGGUAGGGUGAAGGAGGUUAGAGGAGGCAGAGUCACACAACCUACCUGCACCCCUGUGAUCUGCUGGCUAACCCCAGGGAAGGGAUUCCACAGGCAGCUGUCCACAGGAGGCAGCGAAAACUCUCCACAGAACCAGGAGUUGAAAAGGAAACAAGUUUAUUCCAUGCAAUUCACAGCUUAUACCAAGCUCAGUAUUGUGAGAAGAUUGUAGAAGAGAAACACCCAGGUUGCCGCAGGCUCCCUUCUGCACCCUGGGGUCAGGGCACAACUCAGAUAUAACUCUCCACACGUCUGCCAAGCAGUUACCAGUGAUCUGCCAUCAGAGCUGCCAGCUGUAGGAAGAACACUGAAGGGAGCUGCUGGCAUAGGCCACGGCAGCCAGGGGUGGUCCUUCCUCCAGGCAGGACCACUGUGGAAGGCCACCUCAACCAGCCUCAGUGGGAGCACGUGAUACCAGAACAGCCACACGUGUGCUGUCCCACAUCCAUGAACGCACAUACACAAGCACACGUCACACACACACACAACUGCAUAGGCACCACAAUUAGCCUAUGAAGCCACAGGAAGAAAAAUGGCCAUCGUGGGCCCCUGCUGGCCUCAAGACCCCAGGUGAGAGUCAGCCCCAGGCCCAGUAGCAUGUGUGGGGACAGAUGAUCUGAGAGCAAAAUGACCCUGCCAGACGUAACCUUUGAUGCUCCAAAGGUGGGCAGGUAAGAGGUGCGGAAGGCAAAAGCCAAGGGAAAACCCCCAAUGCCAGGAAUCCCACACCUGCCCCCAGGUGGCAGCACUGGGGCUUUUAUCCCCAUGGCAGGCUUCGGGUACUAGCCAACUAGAGGUGUGGUUCUUGUCCCAUGCAGUCCUGGAAGGCUCUAGGAAUGAACCAGAAGGCCAGCCACCAAGGAUCCACACAUCCCAACCCUGCCUCUCCUGUCUCUCUGCUGGAUUUUAUUGAGACAGGGUCUCACUAUGUAGUUAGGUCAGCCUUGAACUCACCAUGU